AAGUGGUACUACUCGCUGCCUGCGCAAUCUAUCCGACGCUGGGUUCAACUCAGGUCGGCGUCCCGCUCCCAUUUCAUCGGAGCGCAAGUUUGCUUGAUCCCAAAGGAGUCGAUUACGAACAUCGUCCAGAAGGACGACGAGAGCUUGAAGGAGUAUGUUGCCCGUUUCAACGAGCGUGUGCAAAACAUGGAGCCAUGCCAUCCUGAAACACUCUUGGUGAGCGCUAUUUCAGGGCUGAAGCCGAAGUCGAUGUUCAGGUGGGCGUUGUGCCAAAACAAGCCCAGUACCUUCCAGGAAUUUUUGGUCCGGGCACAAAACCACAUAAUUGCCGAGGAAAGCAUGUCGGUCCCGGAUUUCACGUUCGCAUCCCCAGGACAAAGACCGACGUCGGAAAAGAGGAAGAAGUCUUUUGGCAACACGCACAAGAAGACCUCCUCCACGGACCCGAGGUGGGGGGAUCCGAACGACCCCGAGGUGCGAGCAGCUCGGAAACAAUUCCGGGAGGACCUGAAAGAAGGAUACCGAUCUAUCUACUCGGUCGGAGCGGCCGCCAUUUACGAGGAAAUAAAGGGAAAGGGAAUCAUCCCCGACGCUCGACCCGUCAAAACCCCGGAGAACCAACUCGACAAGGGCCGCUACUGCGACUACCACAAGUCGCCGGCGGACGUCGGUUCGCCCCAAGACCAACACAGGAAGAGGGGCCGAGAAGCCGACGCCCAGCCACGAUCCAGCCAGACCCCUCCGACCUCGGGACGGUCGAGUCCUAUUCCCCGAGUUAAUACAAACCGAGAUACACCGACUUCAUCCAGAAGGCAGGCCAAGGCCUAUGCACGAAAGGCCUACAACUCGGGGAAGCAAGUCAUGACCUCGGAUCUUAGAGAGACGAUCAAUGCCCGCACCUGCCCGAUCACUUUUACGUUGGAGGACGCAAGUCUGUUCGAUCAUCCACACUCGGACGCACUCAUAAUCACGGCCCCCAUCUGCGGCAUUCCUGUCCACCGGAUCAUGGUGGACACCGGGGCCUACACGAGCAUCCUCAUGCUUAAGGCGUUCAACAAGCUCGGGAUAGACCCCGCCGAGGUCCGCCCUUGCAAUGACCGCGUCCACGGCUUCAACGGGAGCGUGGCGCUCCCAUUAGGGGAAAUCACACUCCCCAUCAGGUUCGGAGGGAACGAACAGACAUCCAAAGACAUGAAGGGGAUCGACCCGAAAGUCGCUUGCCACCGGCUCAACAUCGACAAAACGGUGAAGCCGGUCAUUCAGAAGAGGAGGAAACUCGGCCCCGACCGACAACUGGCCCUCGAGGAGGAGGUGAAUAAGCUGGUUGAUAAUAAAUUCGUCAAAGAAACCAAGUACCCGACCUGGGUAUCCAACCCCGUUCUGGUCAAGAAAGCCAGCGGCGCGUGGCGACUGUGUAUAGACUUCUCCGACCUCAACAAAGCUUGCCCGAAGGACAGUUACCCCCUGCCACACAUAGACUACAUGGUCGAUGCGACCUCGGGCCACGAACUCAUGAGCUUCAUGGAUGCCUACUCGGGCUAUAACCAGAUACCUAUGGACCCGGAGGAAGCGGAGCACACCUCGUUCUAUUCGGAUCGGGGGCUGUAUUGCUAUACGAUGAUGCCAUUUGGACUGAAGAACGCAGGGGCCACCUAUCAACGGUUGGUUAACAAGAUGUUUUCUAGGUUGAUAGGGCAGACUAUGGAAGUCUAUGUUGAUGAUAUGUUAGUGAAGUCGGUUGUAGCAGAUGACCAUGUAACUCAUUUGAAUGAAAUGUUUAAAAUUUUACGCGAUUACUCGAUGGUGUUGAAUCCGAAGAAAUGCACCUUCGGGGUGAAAUCGGGAAAAUUCUUGGGCUAUAUGGUUAGCCAAAGGGGGAUCGAAGCCAACCCGACAAAGAUCCAAGCAAUACUCGACCUCAGACCCCCCACCUCGGUGAAGGGAGUGCAAGGUUUAACUGGUAGGCUAGCGGCCCUGAAUCGAUUCAUUUCAAAGUCGACCGACCGCUGCAAGCCAUUCUUUGACACAAUCAAGAAAGGGAAGAAGUUCGAAUGGACCGACGAGUGUCAGAAAGCCCUCGACAAUAUCAAAGACACGCUGAGCCGACCUCCGGUCCUACAGAAACCGAAGCCCAACGAAGUGCUGUAUUUAUACCUCGGCGUAAGCAACUCGGCAGUCAGCGCUGUACUCAUAAGAGAGGAGGAGACAUGUCAACACCCGAUCUACUACGUGAGCAAAGCAUUACACGACGCCGAGCUCAGAUACCCGCCAAUGGAGAAGUUGGCUUACGCUCUUGUCAUCGCUGCAAGAAAACUCCGACCAUAUUUCCAAGAACAUUCAGUCACCGUCUUGACGGCCCAUCCGUUGAGGCAAGUCCUACACAGACCAGACACCUCGGGGCGAAUGAUCAAAUGGGCC
Messenger RNA from Striga hermonthica, 2418 nucleotides. The record is from the annotation of a GenBank genome assembly. NCBI's taxonomy places the organism in Eukaryota, Viridiplantae, Streptophyta, Magnoliopsida, Lamiales, Orobanchaceae.